GGGGCCUCCGUGGAGAAUAGAUGGGGAAGUUCUCUGGGGCGGGCGCAGUUUGCCGCUGAUUCUGAGAAACCGAAACUCAGCUGUUAAAACCGCUGCCUCUGCACUUUGGAAUCCCGUCCGGAGACUCGCUAAGCGUCCCAGCCGCAUCCCUCCCGCAGCGACGGCGGCCCGGGACCCGCGGGCUGUGAACCAUGUACACACGCAGCAGAGUGGUGAGCUCCGGGCUCGGCGCCUCCCCUGCCUCCCGCCCGACCCGGGACCCCCGGGGCCCUUACGGGCGGCACGGGGAGCUGGGCCCGCUGGAAGACCGGAGACAGGGUUUGGAGGCAGCCCCUGAGAGCCCUUCGCGGGAGAGCAUCGUGCACGCAGGCCAGAGACACACAAGUGCAUAUACCUUGAUAGCACCAAAUGUAAACCGGAGAAAUCAGAUACAAAGAAUUGCGGAACAGGAGCUGGCCAACCUGGAGAAGUGGAAGGAGCAGAACAGAGCUAAACCAGUUCACCUGGUGCCCAGGCGGCUAGGUGGAAGCCAGUCAGAAACUGAAGUCAGACAGAAGCAACAACUCCAGCUGAUGCAAUCUAAAUACCAGCAAAAGCUAAAAAGAGAAGAAUCUGUAAGAAUCAAGAAGGAAGCUGAAGAAGCUGAACUCCAAAAAAUGAAGGCAAUUCAGAGAGAGAAGAGCAAUAAACUGGAGGAGAAAAAAAGACUUCAAGAAAACCUUAGGAGAGAAGCAUUUAGAGAGCAUCAACAAUACAAAACCACUGAGUUCUUGAGCAAACUGAACGUAGAAUCGCCAGACAGAAGUGCCUGUCAAAGUGCUGUUUGUGGCCCACAAUCCUCAACAUGGAAACUUCCUGUCCUGCCUAGGGAUCACAGCUGGGCCAGAAGCUGGGCUUAUAGAGAUUCUCUAAGGGCAGAAGAAAACAGAAAAUUGCAAAAGAUGAAGGAUGAACAACAUCAAAAGAGUGAAUUACUGGAACUUAAGCGGCAGCAGCAAGAGGAAAAAAGAGCCAAAGUCCAGCAGACUGAACACAGGAGGGUAAAUAAUGCUUUUCUGGACCGACUCCAAGGCAAAAGUCAACCAGGUGGCCUCGAGCAAUCUGGAGGCUGUUGGAAUAUGAAUAGCGGUAACAGCUGGGGUAUAUGAGAAAAUAUUGACUCCUAUCUGGCGUUCAUCAACUGACCUCGAAAAACCUCAUGAGAUGCUUUUUCUUAAUGUGAUUUUGUUCAGCUUCACUGUUUUUACCUUGAUUUCAACUGCCCACACACUUGACCGUGCAGUCAGGAGUGACUGGCUUCUCCCUAUCCUCAUUUAUGCAUGUUUGGAGGAGCUGAUUACUGAACUCAUGUAAUCUCUACUGCCAGGGAAAUGCUACAUUAUUUUUCUAAUUGGAAGUAUAAUUAAUGUUGGUAAGGUAGAAAAAGAGGAAGUCGCUUGAUGCUUUCAGGUUAAUCAGAGCUAUGGGUGCUACAGGCUUGUCUUUCUAAGUGACACAUUCUUAUCUGAUUCUCAGAUCAGGUUUUGGAAAGCUUUGGGGGUCUUUCUAGAUUUUAAUCCCUACUUUCUUAAUCUGCGGUACAAAUAUGCACAAAAGAAAAAAUGUCUUAUAUUCUUUUAAACAAAUUUAUAAAUAAAUUUUGAACUACUCUUGUACAAAUCAGUCAUUUUAAUUUUUAAUGAAAAGUUAUUGGGGUUUUCUCUCUUGAAGGGCCUCCUUUUAAUUCCCCUUUCCCGGCCAUAUAGAUGAAAUAUAGUACUGUCAUGACUGUUGGCUCUUGUUUUGGUCUUGACUUACUAAUAGUGUUACCGUGAUUUUCAGAGGGGGACAGUUUAUCUCCAGAAAGGCCAAUGUUUGUAUACAAAUCAGCUAGACACAAAUAUAGACAUCAUAUGCGGUUUGUAGGUGUUUCAGAAAUUUGUUUUUUCUUUGCUCUGUGCAACCUAUUUCCUACUGCUAGUUAGUUCGCUUUCUUAUUCACUUCUGUGGCCUUGAACCAGUUCACAGACCCUGGAGUGUAAGAGUAUUGGUCUUCUAUGCUGUGCACUCUAGCUCAGUCCCUCUGUCCCCUCCACCUCACCAUCCCCCAGCCACCACAUUGUAUAGCGAAAGCAUUGUAUUCAAUCCUAGAAUAAAGGUAAACGCAACAAAUCAUCUUUGCAGCUGGACAACUAAUAAUUCUUUGCGGCAUUAAGAGAUCUUCUGUGUUACCAAUCACUCUGUUGAAAUGAACUUUCCAAAUCUCUUUAUUCAGGAAAACAUGGGGAUUUGAAAUUCUUGGGCCAAAAUACAUCACUGAGGGGUUCACAGAGCUGGGCAAGGGUGCGCUAGGAAAGCGCCACAUUGAUGGGUGGGAGGUGACAGAGAACAGAUGGUGUCAGGCAAUGUCUCUGGACUAAAUAAUGCAGAUAUUCUUGGUUGCGUCUCCUCUGCCAGAUGAAGCUGUGUUCAUGCUGUUGACACUAAUACAAAAUGUUUGGUCCAUUUGAAAUCCUUGUCAUUGCCUUAUAUGGGGGAAUCUCAGUCCCCCAGCCCGUGUUGGAAACAUCACCAAACUGAUUGUCAAUGUGCGGCUGUAGCAGACAUUUUACUGUGGUGGCGUGCAGCCAUUUUGGCCCUACACCUGCCGGCCUGGCUACCUUACGGCUGUGUUCGGAUUUUUGUGUCUAUGCUUGGUGUGCCUCACUUGCUGCAUUUUCCAGCAUGCAACCAGGAGUUGAUGUAGGAAAAAGGGAUGCUUUCUUACUUUGGAAGCUCUCAGGGAAGUUGGUGUCAGUUUCUCCUCCACUGCCUGACCUACCCCCCACUCCCAAACAAAGAUUUUGUGCAAAUGUGUAGUUCUAUAUUUUAAAAAUUGUGCAGAUAUGGAAACUUGUGACUUUAUGACCAAAACUAUCUAGAAUAUGUGUGGGGGUGUAAGCAUCUUUCUUGAUCAAUUAUCUAUGUAGGCAGAGGUAACCAGGAAAGAAGCAAGAGUUGCUGCCUAAGGGAGCCCACCACUUUACUUUUCACAUUUAAUCUGCCAUGUUGAAUCAGCUGGAAUAAAACCUGACUCGUAGAUAACUCUGGACAGGAAAUCCCAAAGUUCCACCAUUUCUAUACUUAAUUUUAACAUCCCUUUUUUUUUUUUUGUAGAAAAUAAAAACAAGAAACAGAUCAUUCCAGUGUAAGGUGUGUGUUAUAGAAACCUUAGGCAAUGCAGAUGUGUAAUAAAAUAUUUAAUAAACUUUUAAACACCUUCGUGUUUGGAUUUA
This is a messenger RNA of Mandrillus leucophaeus (drill), 3254 nucleotides long. RefSeq names its product epithelial stromal interaction 1 (breast) (gene EPSTI1). The record is from RefSeq and is a predicted model, not a curated record. Lineage: Eukaryota; Metazoa; Chordata; Mammalia; Primates; Cercopithecidae. The coding region runs from base 192 to 1148 and encodes 318 amino acids. The transcript is spliced from 13 exons.